Messenger RNA from Phycomyces blakesleeanus NRRL 1555(-), 1152 nucleotides. RefSeq lists its product as hypothetical. The transcript is spliced from 2 exons. NCBI's taxonomy places the organism in Eukaryota, Fungi, Mucoromycota, Mucoromycetes, Mucorales, Phycomycetaceae. The record is from RefSeq and is a predicted model, not a curated record. The coding region runs from base 38 to 1000 and encodes 320 amino acids.
CAAAUCUCAAAAUCAUCGUUCCUCCUUAUUCUCUUCAAUGGCUCGCUGGACACUCACAGGCCUACUGAACGGUGCCGAAUACGCCGUUCAGGGUAUUGCUGUCGUUAUAAAGAAUCCCAACCUACGCAAACAAAAGUUCCUGAGAAUCUUUCUCUACCUUUCACUCGUCUCAAUCGUCCUCUUUUGCAUCACAAAGCUCCUCAUUGCCAUUCCGCUCUUUAUCCUCCGUGUCGUAUUCUGGCUGUUCUCUAGCUAUGAUUCCGAAAGUGCAGACGCGGCCUAUGAUAAAGUAACCUCAAUUCUGCGCGAAAUCGUUUCUUCGGUUCCGUUCCUGACGCUGCUGUUUAUGCGCUACAUCUACGCCAAACCAUUGGACGACCUGUUUGUAGAAUCCCUGGCCUUUGUGGACAGUAUCCACCCCGAGCGCAAGCCUUACACACUCCCGGCUGCAAAACGUGAAUUCCGUAAAGAACACUGGGCAAAUAUGAAGGACUAUGUGUUUCGAACAUGGAAAAAGUUGCGAUUGGGAGUAGCCAUCUGCUUACUAUCACUUUUACCAGUCGUAGGCCAGUUUGUUUUCCCAGCUGCAGGUGCAUAUGCAACAUUUAAAUCUUUGGGAAAUACCCAGGGUAUAGCUGUUGGACUCUGUUUUUUCUUUUUACCACGGUGGGCAGUAAUGCGCCUGGUCCGAGCUUUGAUUGGCAUGCGAUCCUUGACACGCGAAUUACUAGAGCCAUAUUUUGCUAGGAUGAAUAUGUCUCACUCUGAGAAACGGAAAUGGUUUAGCGGGCGGAAAGAUAUCUUGUUUGGGUUCUCGGCCAUUGCAUACAUUAUUAUCCGCAUCCCCUAUGUUGGUUUUAUCGGAUACGGUAUUGCUCAGGCUGCAGCGGCCUAUAUGCUCACAACAGUAACAGAUCCACCCAAUGAUAUCAAUACACCAGAACCUGUUAAUGAUCUGGCUGUAGCAGAAAAUACAAAUGAUUCCAAAAAAGAUAUUUAAAAUAAAAUAAAAAUUGUAUAGAUUUAUUUUUAUUUGAUAGUCAUUUACAACCACAUUUAAUUUGUACGUAUGUAUAUCUUGCUUUGUUUAAAAGAGGUAUAUUGUUAUAAUUAAUAAUUAAUGACUUGAUAAGAUUUAUGUUUUAAAGAAGU